AUGGCAGCGACGAGGGUGCUGGUGCUGCUGCUGCUGCUCAUGGCGGGGCCGCGAGGUCAUGGCGGCGACGUGACUGAGCUGACGAGAUCAUGGGCCGAACAAGAUGCGCUGGCCAUGGCAGAGGAAGCGAAGGGAGCAGGAAAUCAGAGGGCAUCGGGGACUCUCUUGCUGACGAUGCUGAUCAAGAACGAAGAGUUUCACCUACAGCGAUCGCUUCCUCUAUGGGCUCCCAUCAUCGACUUCUGGGUGAUCGGGAUAGGUGCAACCGAUGCUCUCCUCCGCUACGUGAGGCUGGUGGAGCACGGGCUCAAGACCUUUCCUCAAGCAACGCACGGGAUCCUCGCAGACGCUGACUUCACUCCUCUCCCUCAGACCCUCGACAAGGCCCAGCUCGACUCCUCCUGCUCCAAGCUGAGCUUCUCCAUCCUAGAGGCUGACGGAGCGGGCACGAGAGCCAUCGACUGGAUCUACAGGAACAUCCCAGGGGACAGAGCGGGGAACAAGUCAGGGCGAUACAUCGAGUGGCUGCUCAAGGACCUGGAGGUUUUUGUUCGGGCCGGGAGCUUGGCAUGUGCGUCAGUCAUUGUACUACUACAAGUGGGUGGCGGUCAAGGAUUGGUAGAGAAGCGCCUCAUCUCGCUUCUUGUAAGUUGGGAUACUGCAGAACUUCCAGGCUUCGGUCCUGGACAGAACCUUGACGAGGAAAGAUACUGGGCGAUGCUAAAGACUGCAGAGAUCUGCGAAAGAUACUUGUUCGAUUUUGAUUGCGCACUGAAGUAUUGGCACAAGGCUUGGGAUCUUGAUCCUCCUCGAGCAGACGCUGUCUUUUACAUCGGUCAACAUUACCGGCUGCAGCGAGACGGAGGGAGAGCCGUCAAGUACUUGAGAAAGACCAUCAAGCUCCUCAUGCCCAGACGAGCGCAUCACCAGUGGCCCUACCUCUACUCCUGCCUCCGCCACCUCGAGCUCGUGCGAGCUGCGUCCUCCCUCACCCGGCCACAGAUCGACGAUUGA
Guillardia theta CCMP2712 is the source of this 1014-nucleotide messenger RNA. RefSeq lists its product as hypothetical. The record is from RefSeq and is a predicted model, not a curated record. Bases 1 to 1014 code for a protein of 337 amino acids. Lineage: Eukaryota; Cryptophyceae; Pyrenomonadales; Geminigeraceae. The transcript is spliced from 11 exons. Gene Ontology annotation, molecular function: protein binding.